Austrofundulus limnaeus is the source of this 1195-nucleotide messenger RNA. RefSeq names its product EBNA1 binding protein 2 (gene ebna1bp2). NCBI's taxonomy places the organism in Eukaryota, Metazoa, Chordata, Actinopteri, Cyprinodontiformes, Rivulidae. Gene Ontology annotation, biological process: ribosomal large subunit biogenesis; rRNA processing. The record is from RefSeq and is a predicted model, not a curated record. Gene Ontology annotation, cellular component: nucleolus; nuclear periphery; preribosome, large subunit precursor.
GUAUUCGCCCAUGUUUUGUUUUCUGUCCUAUCUUAUUUUAUAUAAUUACAUCUAUUAGUAUUAUAUUUGUAAAUUAUUUUGCACUUUAAUUCUUUUUUAUUUAUUUAUUUGUUUUACCAAGUAGGAACUAUUGUUCCGACAUCCUGUUGUUGCCGAAGGUUUGUUUCUAGACGAACACUCACUAACGUCACUUCCUCCCCAUGUGUAGUGGAAGCGCUCCACACAUGUGAGCAGUUUCUGUGCUUUAAUACGAGUUGUGUCCGAAGAAGGGAUUUAUUUGUUCAUUUUAAAGAGUAGCAGCAGCGGAAGGAUGGAGUUUGAAGAGGACGAGUCGCUGCUCGAUGAGGAGUCCGAGGAGGAGAACAGUGAAUUAUCGGAUGGAGAGCUUCAAGAAGCUUUCAGUAAAGGUUUGUUAAAACCUGGAAUGAAUGUUCUGGUGGAGAAAAAUAAGAAGUUCGUCAACAGUGUGGACGGUUUGAAAGUGUGUCUCGCAGACUUUCAAAAAGACCUGCCGUGGGUGGAGAGGUUAGAUUUAACUAAUCCACCUGCCCAAGACGUUCUCUCUGCAGCUGGAGGCGACGUUCCUGCUGCGACCAACACAGAACUUAAUGCUGAAGAUGAUUUCCAAAGGGAGAUGUCCUUCUACCGUCAAGCUCAGGCUACAGUCCUGCUGGCUCUGCCCCUCCUGAAUAAACAUGACAUUGCCACCAAACGGCCUGAUGAUUACUUUGCAGAAAUGGCCAAAUCAGAUCAGCAUAUGCAGAAGAUCAGACAAAAGCUGAUCUCAAAGCAGAUGAACCUGGAGAAGUCCGAAAGAGCCAAAAAAAUCCGCGAGCAAAGGAAGUUUGGCAAAAAGGUUCAAAAAGAGGUGAUUCAGAGGAGACAGACGGAGAAGAAGGCCAUGUUGUCUGCUGUGAAGAAAUACCAGAAAGGAAUGACUGACAAGUUAGAUUUUCUGGAGGGYGACAAGAAAAUGGAUGUAGAUUCUUCUGCGGCUUCGAAAAAGGCUCAGAAUAAAAAGGGCCCCAACGCGAGACGAAAAUACAAGGACCAAAAGUUUGGUUUUGGAGGCAAGAAGAGUGGAAAGAAAUGGAACACCAAGGAGAGUUAUAARGAUGUUUCUGGCUUCCGCGCCAAAGUGGCCAACGCCAAAGGGGAAAAGGGAGGACGAAAAGGCAAAGGAGGGAAGCAAAAU